Molecule: messenger RNA, 918 nt
Organism: Galeopterus variegatus (Sunda flying lemur)
Lineage: Eukaryota; Metazoa; Chordata; Mammalia; Dermoptera; Cynocephalidae
Product: estrogen receptor
Exons: 4
Coding region: 64-717 (217 amino acids)
Source: RefSeq, a predicted model, not a curated record
UUUGUGGAUUUGGCCCUCCAUGAUCAGGUCCACCUUCUGGAAUGUGCCUGGUUAGAGAUCCUGAUGAUUGGUCUCAUCUGGCGCUCCAUGGAACACCCAGGGAAGCUCCUAUUUGCUCCUAACUUGCUCUUGGACAGGAACCAGGGGAAAUGUGUAGAGGGCAUGGUGGAGAUCUUUGACAUGUUGCUGGCUACGUCAUCUCGGUUCCGUAUGAUGAAUGUUCAGGGAGAGGAGUUUGUGUGCCUCAAAUCUAUCAUUUUGCUUAAUUCUGGAGUGUACACAUUUCUGUCCAGUACCCUGAAGUCUCUGGAAGAGAAGGACUAUAUCCACCGGGUCCUGGACAAGAUCACAGACACCUUGAUCCACCUGAUGGCCAAAGCAGGCCUGACUCUGCAGCAGCAGCACCGGCGCCUGGCCCAGCUCCUCCUCAUCCUCUCCCACAUCAGGCACAUGAGUAACAAAGGCAUGGAGCACCUGUACAGCAUGAGGUGCAAGAACGUGGUGCCGCUCUACGAUCUGCUGCUGGAGAUGCUUGAUGCCCACCGCCUGCAUGCCCCUGCCAACCACGGGGGUGCCCCCAUGGAAGAGACGAACCAGAGCCAGCUGGCCACCACGGGCUCCACUUCAUCGCAUUCCUUGCCAACGUACUACGUCACUGGGGAGGCAGAGAGUUUCCCCACCACAGCCCAAGAGCUCCUGACUCCCCCAAGAUUCUGAGAAUCCCUGCUGCAUUUUACCCAUGUCAUGCAUCACUAGCAGAUUUCUGUCCCCCGCAUACACUCCAGCAUGCACCCGCCACCAGUGGCUUUCUACUAUGAGUGGCCAUUCAUUUGCUUGCUCAGUUCUUAGUGACACAGAUUGGGUUGGGAACAGCCAAAGGGAUUCCAGGGCUAAGUCUUUGUAACAGCUCUUUCCCCC